Cooperia oncophora is the source of this 1056-nucleotide messenger RNA. NCBI's taxonomy places the organism in Eukaryota, Metazoa, Nematoda, Chromadorea, Rhabditida, Trichostrongylidae. The record is from the annotation of a GenBank genome assembly.
AUGUUUGUUUUGAAGAAAGAAUCAGCGCUGAUGAACGAGUACACUUCCUUGAAAAAUCUUGUCGAUGAACUCAACAAGGAGGUUGCCAAGUUUGAGCAAUUCAAGAAAGAACAGGAUGAGCUGGAGCAGAAAUUACUUGCCAAAGAAGCAGAGCUGGCCGAGAAAAGUGCUCGUCUUGCUGCCGCAGAGACUGAGAAACAGGUUUUAGCAGUUCAAGGAAAUGGAAGGAGCGCCGAAUUGGAAACAGAGAACGCUGAACUUCGGAAAAAGCUGGCCGAACUAGAAAACAAGUUGUCCGAAGCCAUGAAAGCACAGUCUGAUGCGCUUGCUGAGCUGGCUGCUGCUCGUGCUCAGGCUAACGAGGAGAUUGUGCUCUUGAAGAGAUCUCAGCCUGUGGAUGCCCCUAAUGUGACGAAUGCGAACGUAAAUGAUGAAGAAGUUACGAACCUCCGCGUUGAGAACAAUCGAUUGCAGGAGAAAAACGAAGAACUUCGUAAGCGCAAUUUUAAAAUUCUGGAUGAUGUAGCAAAUCUGGAAAAACAACUUCGUGAAAGGAUUUCAUCGGAUUCCGCUGCACAAUCCAGCCCUGCAAAGAUCGACGAAGGAUCUUGUCAAGCGCAGCUACUAGAAGAGAGAAAGCUUGUCGCAUCUAGAAUUGGAAGUAUUGUUAAUUCGCCAUUAAACGACUCGAGUUACAACGACUACGUAAACUCACUAGCAAAAUCACUGAAGGCUGCUCUCAAGGAGAAGAAAGUGCGCCAUGAGGAAGCUGCAUCAAGUACCUCAAAUCAUGAAACGCAGGCCGAAUUGGAAAGCUACAGAAGUGCUUUUCAUAGUCUGGCAUUGCUUCUGUCGCAGAUUGAAAUGGGUGUCAAUGAGCGAGAAUCAUUCUACAAGGAAAAAGUUGCUCAAUUGGAGAGUGAAUUGGACAAAGCAAAUGGUGUCAUAGCUUCCGCUAAUCGUCUCAGGAAAGAGCUAAGAGAAUGCGAAUUCCUUAAAAAGGUCUCCUCAUCCGCUAUUUCUGGUGCUUUGCAUCUGCGAUUCCAUCAGUUCUGA